Gossypium arboreum is the source of this 6220-nucleotide messenger RNA. Its product is annotated as protein NETWORKED 1A. Gene Ontology annotation, cellular component: plasma membrane. Bases 628 to 6003 code for a protein of 1791 amino acids. The record is from RefSeq and is a predicted model, not a curated record. NCBI's taxonomy places the organism in Eukaryota, Viridiplantae, Streptophyta, Magnoliopsida, Malvales, Malvaceae. The transcript has 5 exons. Gene Ontology annotation, molecular function: actin filament binding.
AUUUGACCAAAUACCAUAAACUCUCCCAAUUAUUAAACGACGCAUUUCAAAACUUUAAUUUGAACAAUCCAAUGUCUUAUUCAGUCUUCCCCUUAGAUGCAAAUUACUUACUUAUUUACAGUGUGGCAAAAAAAUCCAAUCUUUAUUCAUAAAUAACUUUCUUUGUUUACUUUGCUCUUUUCUUUUUACUUUCUCUUUCUCUCUCAUUGUGUCUCUCUGUCAAAUCUAAGAAUAUAAUGCUAAGAAACUCAUUUGGAGAGAGAAAGAACCAAAAAAACAAAAAUCACAGAAGAGUUUGUAAGAGAUAACAGAGCAAUGGGGUAACUUUGAACAAGAUGCGGCUGAAGAUUUACUAUCACAGCUGCUGAUCAUCAAAAUCCCAUUUCCCGGUUUUUUUUUUGUGUUUUUGUUAAGUGCUUGUUAGCUUUGAAACUUGGAAUAGAAUCUCACCGUUGCACAUCAUUGAUCUUUGACUGAAUAGGUGCAAGUGAUUCAGAAUAAAGAUCUAUUAGAGUAGUGGAACAGAAUUAGAUUGUUAUUCUGGCCUGGACCCAUUACUUGAGUUUUUGUAAAGACCAGGCUUUUGCAAAGCCGAAACUCAUCGCGUUAUUGCUUGUUGGUGGAAUUAUGGCAACUUCAGUACAUUCUGAGUCUAGGCGCUUGUAUUCUUGGUGGUGGGAUAGUCAUAUCCCCAAGAAUUCUAAAUGGCUUCAGGAAAAUCUUACAGAUAUGGAUUCUAAAGUUAAAGCGAUGAUCAAACUGAUCGAAGAAGAUGCGGAUUCUUUUGCAAGACGAGCGGAAAUGUAUUAUAAAAAACGGCCAGAGCUCAUGAAAUUAGUUGAGGAGUUCUAUAGAGCUUACCGUGCUUUAGCAGAGAGGUAUGAUCAUGCAACUGUUGAGCUUCGCCAUGCCCAUAAAACCAUGUCGGAAGCCUUUCCCAACCAGGUUCCUUUCGUAUUGGCUGAUGAAUCAUCCUUGGGCUCUUCAGGCCCCGAGGUUGAGCCUGACACACCAGAAACCCCACAUCCUUUUCGUGCAUUCUUUGAUUUGGAUGACUUGCAAAAGGGCUCUGGGAUAAACAAAAGGGGUUUAAAGCAGUUGAAUCAGAUGUUUGAAUCGGGAUUAGUGUCUCCAAAUGCCAACAUUACUGUGAAGAAGGGGAAUGGUGGUGAAGCUGAGGAAAAUGAGCAGAGUGGGUUAUCUCAGUUAUCGAUUGAGAAUGAAAAUUUGAAGAAUCAAGUUCUUUCCGAAGCUGAGCGUGCAGGUAAAGCUGAAAGUGAAGCAGAUUUCUUGAAGAAAACUCUUGCCGAGAUUCAAGCCGAAAAGGAAGAUGUCCUUCUUCAUUACCACCAGAGUUUAAAGAAGUCAUCUAGCCUCGAAAGAGAACUUAACGAAGCACAAAUGUAUGCCGGGAAUCUUGACGAACGAGCCAGCAAAGCUGAAAUCGAGAUCAAAGUUUUCAAAGAAGCAUUAAGUAAACUUGAAGCCGAACGAGAUGCUGGUCUUCAUCAAUACAAUCAGUGCUUGGAAAGAAUAUCCAGCUUGGAGAAUACCAUUUCCCAAUCCCAAGAGGAAGCAAAAGGGCUUAACGAGAGGGCUUUCAAAGCAGAUAUUGAAGUUCGGAAUCUUAAGAUAGAGCUUUCUAGGUUAGAAGCUGAAAAGGAAGCUGGUCAUGUUCGAUACAAGCAGUGUCUUGAUAUGAUAUCAUCAUUAGAAAAUAAAAUCUCACUUGCUGAAGAAAACGCGAAAAUGCUCAACAUGCAAAUCGAAAGAGCUGAAAGUGAAGUUAAAGCGCUAAAAGAUGCUAUUGCUAAGCUGAAAGAAGAGAAAGAUACUAUGGCUCGGCUGUAUGAGCAGUGCUUGGUAACGAUUGCCGAGUUGGAGAGUGAAAUUUCUCGUGCCCAGGAGGAUGCAAAACGAUUAAACAAUGAGAUUGUAGUCAGCGGUGAAAAAUUGAGAAGCGUGGAAGAACAACGUGCUCUGCUGGAGAAAUCGAAUCAAUCUCUACUAGUAGAGGCCGAUAAUCUGGUGCUGAAAAUAGCGAUUAAGGAUCGUGAACUUUCGGAGAAGCAAAACGAGUUGGAGAAACUUCAGACAUCAUUGCAAGACGAGCAUUUACGAUUUGUGCAAGUCGAGGCUACACUGCAAACUUUACAAAUGUUGAAUUCGCAAUCUCAAGAGGAGCAGCGAGUUUUGACAUCGGAGCUCUUGAAUAAGCUUCAAAAGUUAAACGAGUUGGAAGCAAGCAACCAAAAAUUGGAGGUAGAAAUUGAUCAAGUGCAGUGUGAAAACCGGAGCCUCAAUGAAUUAAACAGUUCUGCCACUGUUUCAAUGAAGAAUUUAGAAGAUGAAAUUCUCGGCUUGAAGGAACUGAAAGAAAAACUUGAAAGUGAGGUUGCAGUACAAAUGGAACGAAGUAAUAUCCUCCAGCAAGAAGUUGACAAAUUGAAGGAUGAAAUCGAGGUUUUGAGUAGCGCAUACCAGGCAUUAAUUCAACAGCUGCUGUCUGCAGGUUUAAAUCCCGAAUGUCUUGAACUGUCAGUGAAGGAAUUACGGGAGGAGAACUCUAAACUGAAGGAAGAAUUCAGCAAGCAAAGAGGGGAGACCGAAGUUCUUUACAAGAAACUGAGAAGCAUGGAUGAUCUUCUGGAGAAGAAUGCUGUUUUGAGAAGUUCAGUGUCGGAAUUGAAUGGGAAAUUGGAAGGGUCGAGGGAGCUUGUUGGGGAAUUACGGAAGUCCAGUGAGUUUCUUUGGGGAGAAAAAUCUUCACUUGCCGCUGAGAAAUCCAUUCUUCUUUCUCAGUUACAGAAGAUGACUGAGAAUAUGCAGACGCUCUUUGAGAAAAACAGAUCAUUGGAAAGUUCCCUUUCUGGUGCUAAUAUCGAGCUUGAAGGCUUGAGAUCAAAGUCAAAGACCUUAGAAGAAUUCUGCCAGUAUCUCAAAAACGAGAAAUCCGUUCUUACUGGUGAAAGAGACAGCCUGAUCUUGAAGCUCGAGGAUGUUGAAAAGAGGCUAUGCAUCCUUGAACUCCGAUUUGAUAAACUGGAGGAAAAAUAUUCUGACCUGGAGAAGGAGAAAGAUUUGACACUCUCUCAGGUAGAGGAACUACGGGAUUCCCUCGGUGCGGAACAACAAGAGCGUGCCUGUUAUGUGCAGUCAAGUGAAUCACGGUUAGUGGAUCUCGAAAACCAUGUCCAUUUACUACAAGAAGAAAGUAGGUUCCGGAGAAAAGAGUUCGAAGAAGAAAUUGAUAAAGCUGUCAAGGCUCAGGUUGAGAUCUUCAUCUUCCAAAAGAUCAUAAAAGAUCUCGAGGAAAAAAACUUGUCUUUGUUGAUUGAAUGUCAGAAACAUGUCGAGGCGUCCAAAUUGUCGGAUAAACUAAUUAGGGAGUUGGAGAGUGAAAAUCUUGAGCAGCAGAUAGAAGGUGAAUUCCUAUUGGAUGAAAUCGAGAAACUAAGAUCCGGGAUUUAUUUAAUUUUCCGAGCUCUUGAGUUUGGUCCUGUUAACAAACAUCGGGAUGUAGUUGAAUCAGAUCAAGUUCCUCUUUCAUGCAUUCUGGAUAAUGUUGAAGACAUAAAGAGUUCACUAUCGAGAAACCAGGAAGAGAAGCAACGACUGGUAGUUGAGAACUCGGUGCUGUUAACUUUAAUCGGACAACUUAAAUUCGAGGGCGGUGAACUUGAGUCUGAGAACCGAGCCCUUGAGUAUAAGUUCGAGAUUGUGGAAAAGCAGAAUGCGAUGCUGCAGAAAGACAAGCAGGAGCUUCAAGAGAUGAACCAGCAGUUGAUGUUGGAAGUGCGUGACGGAAAGAUUGUGAAAGAAAUAUUAAACGCAGAAUUGGAGAGUGAACGUGGAAAGUUGAAGAGCAUGCAUGGAGCUUGCUUGUUAUUAGAGGAGGAAAAUUCCAAGCAGCUCGAAGAAAACAGACUUUUGCUCGAGAAAUUCUCGGACCUCAAAGAGGAUAUGUGUGUUCUUGAAGAUGAGAACAGUGUUGCCCUACAAGAAGUGGUAGCCCUUAGUAGUCUCUCUCUCAUUUUAGAGACCUUUGGUGCCGAAAAAGCCGUUGAAAUCAAGAAAUUGGAGAAGAAGUUGAACAAGAAAGAAGCUGAAAUCUCGGAAUUGAGUGAAACGGUUCAGAAGUUACACAAUGAACUAGAUGGUGUCAAAGAUUUGAACGACCAAUUAGAUUUUCAAAUUGUUAUCAGUAAUGAUUUGCUAAAACAGAAGACCAUCGAGCUUUCAGAAGCAGAUGAAAAGCUUCAGGCCGCACAUAACUUGAAUGCGGAACUGUACCAGACUCUCGAGGAACUGAAGAGGGAAUAUGAGGAAUCUAAACAGAUUAGAGAAAACUUAGAGAGGCAGAUUGUUGAACUAUCGGAAGAUAACAAAGAACAGAAAAUGGAAAUCGAACACCUUCAUGAAGCAAAUGACAAUUUGGGUUCCAAAGUUGUUACAUUACACAAGGAAAUCGAAGAAAAAAAGAUGUAUGGACAAAACCUGAGUCUAGAGCUACAAGAAAAAAGCAAUGAGUUCGAGCUGUGGGAAGCUGAGGCUGCAUCAUUUUACUUUGAUUUCCAGGCUUCUGCCGUUUGUGAAGUUCUACUCGAAAAUAAGGUGCACGAACUUACUGAAGUUUGUGAGACACUCGAAGAAGAAAGUGCUGUAAAGAGUGCACAAAUAGGACAGAUGAAGGAAAGGGUUGAGUUCUUGGAAAGUGAAAUCGGAGGGUUGAAGGUCUCGACGUCUGCCUAUGUUCCGGUCAUAGCUUCACUGAAAGAUAGUAUAAUAUCCCUCGAGCAAAUUGCCCUUCUUCAGCCAAAGCUUUGUGUUCCAAACGGGGACGAAGAUAAGGAUGUAGAAAUGGUUGAUGAACUUUAUGUGAUGAGCUCGGAGAAACUCGAAGAAGGACAAAGUGCGUUUUUGACAGCUGGGAUUUCAGACUUGCAGGAGAUGUGCACUAAGGUUAAAGCAGUCGAAAAGGCUGUGGUGCAAGAGAUGAAUAGGCUUGUGAAGCGGAAAAGUAACAAGAACAGCCACGAUAUUGAUGCUUCAUCUAAAGCCAUCAAGCCCUCUAAUUCAGAAAUGAAGAAAGGUAUGCAAGUUGGUGAUGAGGUUGCUCGAAAACUCAAGUCGAAGAAGAUGAAACCUGAAAUUUCUGAAUUGAGAAAUGGAAUAUUGUUGAAAGAUAUUCCCCUGGAUCAUGUCUCUGAUUCUUCAUUAUACAGGAGGAGCAAGAGUAAGAAAGAGACCAGCACAGCUGAUGAUCAAAUGCUUGAACUAUGGGAGUCUGCUGAGCAUGAAUGUGGUGUUGAUUCAAAAACCAAUGACAUGCAGGUACGGGCUUUUGUACCGGGGGAGAUCAUUGCUUGUCAUCAGUCCAUUGAUCUAGAACCGGAAAACGAGAGUUCUUUGGGAGCAUUGGUGGAGAAAGAGUUGAGCGUUGAUAAGUUAGAGAUAUCUACCAGCAUUAGAGAGCCAAAGAAACAAGCUAAAAACCGAAAGGUCUUAGACAGACUUGCUUCUGAUGCUCAUAAAUUGAUGGCUCUUCAAACCUCUGUCAAACAACUGAAAAAGAGAAUGGAAAUCAAGAAGAGGAAGAAGGCAUUCGAUUUAGAAUACGGACAAGUCAAAGAACAAUUGCAAGAGGUGGAGGAUGCAAUCAAGGAGUUGUGCAACGUCAAUGGUGAAUUGACCAAGGAUGUCGAAGGGAGUUCAUCUUUAGACGGAACAAACUCAAUGGAAUUGGAAGGACCUGGAAAGGGCAACUUGAAAAAGGUACGUGAGCAGGCACAAAAAGGGUCUGAAAAGAUCGGAAGGUUGCAGUUCGAGGUGCAGAGCAUUGAGUACGUUAUGCUGAAACUAGAAGAUGAAAGGAAGAACAAAGGGAAAACCCGAACCGGUGUCCUCUUAAGGGACUUUAUCUACAAUGGUGGAAGACGGGGUGGAAGACGAAAGAAGGGUUGUUUUUGUGGGUGUGCAAGACCUUCUUCCAGUAUAGACUGAGGCUAAGCAUAUACAGACAAAAAAAAAAGGCCCUGUUGUUGCUUGAUAAGAUUCAAAGCAUGCCUAAUUUUCAAGGAAUUUAUAUGCUUAGAAACUGUUUUUAGAGCAAAUUAUCACUUCUAGAAUUAGGCCCUGAUGUAAUCAGUUAAUAAGCUGUAUACAGCACUCUAUCUAGUAAUUUUGAGUAAACAAUGACAAACUAGUAGAACUUGUUAUA